CCACGUAAAAAGACAUAAUUUUAGUACUACUACCCUUAUCUCUCUCCUCUUACCAAACCCACAAAACCUUAUAUAUAUAUAUAUACAUACACUACACAUAUUAUAACAAACAAAUAUAUAUAUAUAUAUUCUCUCAAGUGCUGAUCAUCACUAUCUAUAUUCUCCAACCAACCCAGAAAAGAAAAAAGAAAAAAAAAGCCAAAAUGCCUAUUGAUAGUACUACUGGUUUAUCGGGUUGGGGACAAACUGUGUGUGUGACCGGAGCCGGUGGAUUCAUAGCCUCUUGGAUUGUCAAGCUAUUACUCGAAAGAGGGUAUACUGUUAAAGGGACUCUCAGAAACCCAGAUGACCCAAAAAAUGGUCACUUGAGGGAGCUUGAAGGAGCAAACGAGAGGUUGAUACUAUGCAAAGCCGAUCUUCUUGAUUACGAGAGCCUUAGAGAAGCCAUCCGUGGUUGCCAGGGCGUUUUCCACACGGCAUCUCCGGUUACUGACGAUCCGGAACAAAUGGUGGAACCAGCUGUGAAUGGGACCAAGAAUGUGAUUAACGCAGCUGUGGAAGCCAAGGUCAGGCGCGUGGUGUUCACAUCAUCGAUUGGUGCUGUGUACAUGGACCCCAAUAGAGGACCCGAUGUUGUGGUGGACGAGUCUUGUUGGAGUGAUCUUGAGUUUUGCAAGAAUACCAGGAACUGGUACUGUUACGGCAAGGCAGUGGCGGAGCAAGCGGCGUGGGAGGUGGCGGAGGAGAAAGGGGUUGAUCUGGUGGUGGUGAACCCGGUUCUAGUGCUUGGACCGUUGUUGCAGCCCACUGUUAACGCCAGCACUGUUCACAUCCUUAAGUACCUAACCGGUUCGGCCAAGACUUACGCCAACUCGGUCCAGGCUUAUGCGCAUGUCAAGGACGUUGCACUCGCCCACAUCUUGGUAUUCGAGACGCCCUCCGCCGCCGGCCGCUACCUCUGCGCCGAGAGCGUGCUCCACCGUGGCGAGGUCGUUGAAAUUCUCUCCAAGUUCUUCCCGGAAUACCCUAUUCCUUUGAAGUGUUCAGAUGAAGUGAAUCCAAGAGUAAAACCCUACAAGUUCUCAAACCAGAAACUGAAAGACUUGGGAAUGGAGUUCACACCAGUGAAACAGUGCCUAUACGACACCGUUAAGAGCUUGCAAGAAAAAGGACACCUUCCACUUCCAGUAGUCUCUUCUCCACAGGAAGAUUCUAUUAGAAUCCAAUCUUCUUAAUUAGGGUCUUUCUUCUUCUCCUGUGCUCGGUUCUGGAUUAUUAUUCUUACUAUCUAAUCCAUAUAUAAUGAAAUUAAACAAGAAAAAUAUUGUUUGAGCUGUUUAAAGAAACAUGAUAACAAUUUCAUAAUAUGUUUGAAGUUUUUUUGUGUACAAA
Molecule: messenger RNA, 1392 nt
Organism: Humulus lupulus (European hop)
Lineage: Eukaryota; Viridiplantae; Streptophyta; Magnoliopsida; Rosales; Cannabaceae
Product: cinnamoyl-CoA reductase 1-like
Exons: 5
Coding region: 204-1235 (343 amino acids)
Molecular function (GO): oxidoreductase activity, acting on the CH-OH group of donors, NAD or NADP as acceptor
Source: RefSeq, a predicted model, not a curated record